Messenger RNA from Lycium ferocissimum, 1530 nucleotides. RefSeq lists its product as uncharacterized. The transcript is spliced from 4 exons. Gene Ontology annotation, molecular function: nucleic acid binding; RNA-DNA hybrid ribonuclease activity. The record is from RefSeq and is a predicted model, not a curated record. NCBI's taxonomy places the organism in Eukaryota, Viridiplantae, Streptophyta, Magnoliopsida, Solanales, Solanaceae. Bases 1 to 1530 code for a protein of 509 amino acids.
AUGGAGGUAUACAUUGAUGAUAUGGUUGUAAAGUUAGAAAGAGCUGAGGAUCACUUGGUUAAUUUAAAAGAAGUCUUUGCAAUACUAAGGCAAUUCAACAUGAGGCUGAAUCCCGAAAAAUGCGCAUUUGGCGUGUCUUCCGGAAAGUUCUUUGGAUUCAUGGUUUCAAAGCGAGGAAUAAAGAUAAAUCCAGACCAGAUAAAGGCAAUCGAAAACAUUAUCGAUGAACUCAACAGCAAAAAGGAUGUGCAAAGUUUGACUGAUCGGAUAGCAGCAUUAUCUCGAUUUAUUUCAAGAUCAUCGGAGAGAUGCCACAAAUUCUUCACUGAGAAGCUGUUUCUAUACCUUGCCGUCUCAGAGGUAUCGUCAAGCGCAGUUCUGGUACGAGAAGAUGAAGGUUUAAAGCUUGCUUUGGAAUACGGACCAGAAAGCAUCAAGGUAAACUGUGAUUCGCAAUUGGUGGUUAACUGGGUGAAUGAAACUUUCAGUAUAAAAGAACCACAAAUGCAGAAGUAUCAAACACACAUAUCAGACCUCCUUGCAAGAUUCAAAGACUGGAGGUUAGAGAAGGUUCCACGGGAAAGCAACGUCGUGGCCGAUGGUUUAGCAAAAUUGGCAUCAACUGCUGAUCCCGCAGAACCAGAGAGCAGAAGUGUGAUCCAUUUAUUGCAUCCAAUUGGUUGUGAAAUUGAAGUACGUGCAACGGGAUCAGCAUAUGAUUGGAGAAAUGAGAUACUUGAUUAUUUGCAACAAGGGACUCUACCCGCAGAUAAGAAAGAAGCACGAAAAUUACAAGUAAAAGCUGCUAGAUAUUGCCUGGUUUACGGAGAGCUAUAUCGGAGAACCUUUGGAGCGCCACUCGCCAAGUGUUUAGGCCCAACAGACACAGAACCCGUUAUGCAACAAGUGCAUAGUAGAUAUUGUGGAAAUCACUCCGAUGGGAGAUCAUUAGCCCGAUGCAGAAUCAACAAACAAAACGAUACUCAGAGAUUGAAAAGACAACUCGGCAAUGCAAAAGAAAGUUGGCCAGAUGUCUUUCCCGAAGUUCUUUGGUCUUAUCGAGUUACGCACAAAACUAGUACUGGAGAAACACCUUUUUCACUAGUCUAUGGAGCCGAGGCAUUGGUACCAAUUGAAGUAAUGGAGCCAAGCAUAAGAUAUGCACAUGCAACAGAUGCAGAAAACAUGGAAGCAAUGAAGGAUGGACUUGAUUUGUUGGAAGAACACCGAGAAUUGGCUCUGAUCAAGUUAACAACACAGAAACAACAAGUGGAAAGAUACUAUAACAAUAAGGCCAAAUUACGGCAAAUUAAAAUUAGAGACUUGGUCAUGCGAAUGAUAACACCAGCCACCAAGAUACCGAACGAAGGCAAACUAGGAGCAAAUUGGAAAGGACUCUAUAGGGUUAUAGCUAAUGCAGGGAAAAGGAACAUUUCAAUUAGAAACUUUGGAUGGGAAGAUUGUCUCCAACAACUACAACAUAAGCAACUUAAAGCUCUUCCAUUCCUGACAUUUAGUUGCAUUCGAUAA